UUUUGUAGCACGCCGUUGAUGAUUGAUUCAGGCUUUCGUAUAUCAUUGUACAAGACGGUCAUAAAAAUAGUUGUGUUUGUUACUAAUUGUGUUGUUGGUGGACGAUGAAGUUAGGUAUCGGUUCGGAUUUGUUAAGCGAUGUAACAAGGACAAUCAGCGGGAGGAGCUGGGAGAGACCAUGGGUGGGGACAGCGAUGGGGGGUCAGUAUGGCUGUGUCCUUUGUGUCAACAAGGUCAAUUAGAUCGGGAUGGUCUUGCAUUGCACCUGGCCGAAAAACACAGCGUGCUUCCUGCCUGCCUUGAUAAGCUGCUGGACAUUGCGGCUCCCAAGCACUGUUCCGUUGAUGAAGACGGAGAGUCUGGUACACAAAAUGAUAUCAAUGGCACAUCACAGCAGCAGUGUUCGGAAAAUUCACCUUCAGUGGAGUCUCAGAAUGAAGCUAUGACUAGUGUAGCUGACCAUGAUAGUUCCUCCCAGGAAAAAGAAUUGUGUGAUGAAUUGGGAGGAGUGGGAAAUGAGAGUGACUGGAGUAAUAUGGAUUCAAAUCAGGAUAAUGUUACACAACCUGAAAGAUCAGAAGCCUCUGUCAGUGAUGAUAAAUCCAACGAUAAAAGCAAUGCUGCUGUUGAGGAUGUUAACCACCCUUUCAAGUGUCACGCAUGUUUGGAAUUCUUUCCCACUAGAUCAGCAUUGAGUGUACAUUAUAAUUCAGCCACCCAUAUCCAAAGGAUGAGAACAGGAACAGGAAACGACAGUGAUUCCUCAACCCCUGUUCCUGCUCGUCCUUACGUCUCUAACAAACCGUACCAGUGUGCAGUGUGUCGUGUCUCUUAUAAUCAUGCCAUCACCUUGGAAAGUCAUUUAAAAUCCGUAUUGCAUCAGAGUCGUAGCAGGAAUGCUGGAAAUGCUGCAACUAAUUCCACAACAAAUGCAGGAAAUGUAAAUGUAGCAGCAAACGUGGCAGCCACUACUGUGGCCAAUACCACGCAGUUGGCUUUUGUUACAAACAGUAAUUGUGUCACCCAAGCAAGUUUGACUGCAUCCCAAGCGAUAACCAAAGAUGAAGAACAGGUUAAGCCUCAGUCUGCACCCUCAUUGCUUUCUUCCCCAGUGGCCUCAGCUCAGGCAGUAUCAGCUUUUCUUACUCUCUUGACCUCUAGCCCAAACUCUGCCCAACACUCCAUCCUCCCUUCUCUCUUUGCUGCUGGAACAGGUACUGCAACAGGAACAGCAACUCCUCAGCUAAUAACCCAGCCUCAAAUGCUUAUGCCUCUUAUCUUGAAUGGACUCCAGCCUCAGAGUCCAUCCUCAGAAUCCCCCAAACAACUUUUGCAACUUGGUCUCAGCGCAGCACAGCAGGCUCUCUUGGCCCAAGGACUUAGUGGAUUGCAAAGUCAAUGGGCUGCUGUUAGACUCUCCAAUGCAUCUCAGAUACCUUCAGAAGAGAAUGGCCGUAGUGCUGAUAAGGAAGCAGGCACAAAAGUGAAAAAUGAGGAACCACAACAGGAGUCCAGUGAUCAACAAGUGCCACAGACCUCUGAAGAAACCUGGAACACAGUUGAUGGUUCUGUGAAAAGCGUUGGUAUUAAGGUAGAGGUUAAACAAGAGUGCAACAGCUUAAAACAUGAGAAUAAAGGUGUUGAUGAUGGCAUGACAUGCAAUGCCAAGAAGCAGGAGAAAGAUGCUACGGAUAUGGAAAGCAUAGCUGAAGAGGGGGGUCUGGGAACAAAUGCAAAAAGAAGUUCUGAUGCAAAUAAAGACUCAGCAGGCCAGGACCUUAAGUGUAUUUGCUCGUCAUCAUGUCUUACUGAAUCGUGUCAGUCACCUACACACAAUGCUAAAAAUACUGUAAACAAUUCAGUGGUAAAACGUAGCCCUACAAAAUGCAACCACUCAAACACUAACCUUGCCUUAAUGUCCUCACAGAAUAAGAGUGCCAAGGCUCAUGCAAUCUUGAAUUCAGGACCUCCAAUACUAACUGAGUUUCAGUCUCAGGUUCUUUGGGCCUUUAUUGAGUCACGAAAUGAGGCUGAUACAGCUAUUCCACCAAGAGAGGACUGUGAAGCCCUUGGUAGGGAGGUAGGGCUAACUGAAGAUGAGGUACGAAGAUGGCUGGUCGAUGCCCGCCGUGCCAAAGAAAGACAUAGUUUAGAAGGAAUGGAGCAUGAUGAAAUGGAAGGAAGCAUAGAAGAUGAUGAAGGUGCUCUAAUGAUAGAUGAAACGGAAUAUGGACAGAGUCCAUCAGCUGCCAGUAGUCAUGCAAUGGACCUUUCUAACAGUUCUGAGAAGCGCAAAGAAAGCGUAUAUAGCCAAAACCAAGGGGACUUGUGCUUAACCUCUGACUCAGAAAAUGAAGAAUUCUACACUUCUGUUAUUGUGACUGAUGAAGAGAGCCAAAGUAGUUCAGUGAAAGAAGAGCCAAGUAGCCCAGUUAAACAGCCUUCACAAAUGGAAAUAUCAGUGGAAAGGUCUAGUGGUGGAGGAAAGGUUCUCCGAUCCACUACAGUCUUCCUUUCAGAUGCAGAGGAUGAAGAUGAAGAUCAGGGUGCAAAAACUAAAAAGAGAAAGAGGGAGAUAGAAAAGGAGGAAUCAGAAUGCAAAAAGGAGAGGCAUGAUUCUGAUCUUGAUCUUCAGUUAGAAGCACAAGCUGAUCCUCCUAAUCCUCUUUCAGUUACAGUUGACCAAGGUCUUUCAGCUGGAAUCUUGCAUCCCUUGCCUCUUUCCCUUUCAUUGGCCCCAUUUUCUACUUCGUUAUUCAGUCCCUAUGUCCUCUCAGUUCCAUCGUCUGUUGUUGGAGUUGGUGUUUCUGAAGCAGACCGAGCCAAAGUAGCAGCCUUCACAACUCCCCCAACUAUUACUCGCACUCAAGCUCCUUUUUCUGACUCACUUCAUGGAGCAGCCAUUGGUUCUCUUGCUCAGUCCACCUCGUUCAUAUCCAAUGGCAGUGAAUGUGAGUCUGCCUUAGAUCUCAGUAUAGGGAAAAAUCAAAGUUCAGCAACCACCGCCUCUUUCUCAGCAAACAGCAAGGUAUCCAUACAGAAGACUGCUUUGCUCGAUGGUCUUGGAUUACGGCCUACAACUGUUGGCGUCCCUGCAGAUGGGAGUCUUAUUGUUGUGCAGGUUAAGCCUGACCCUUCCAUUACAAUGCCAAACUCCAACACUACCAUUGGUAACAACAAUUGCUUGGCAAAGACAAGCACAGUGUUCAUGAGGGCUGCAGAGAAAGUAACUGCCUCCUUAAAAGAGAGUGAACAAGAAAAGUCAAGAGACCAAAAGAGAACAAAUGCAAGAAGGUUCAGGGACAUGAGAAGGUCCAGGACUAUCAUUCAGGCUGACCAGCUGGAUGUACUUUAUGGAUGUUAUUUUAAAGACCCAAACCCAGGAAAGCAUGAAUUUGAACAAAUAUCAGAGUGGGUGCACCUGCCAAAGAAGGUGGUACAGAUUUGGUUUCAGAACAUGAGGGCUAGAGAGCGUAAAGGGGAAGUUCGUUUUAUCAGCGAUGGCACGUUGGCAGCUGUCGGAAAGCCACUUAUAAAGUUUACUUGGCCACUAACUAAGCCCAUAUUUUCAAGUACCCCCAAAUCCAACUCAAGCCCAACAACUCCUGGCUGGGUCCCACCUAAGCCACAAACUGGCAGUGAUGCCCUUAAGACUGAAAAGCUUAUGGAGGUCAAAGAACAACAGAAAAUUCCUAUACAAGGUCUGAGCAGGCCAAAGGAUGUGGCAUCAACUACCACUACCAACAGUACAUCAACCCUCAAGACAAAAGGUGAGGUAGUAAAUGCAUUUACAAUGGUAAAAAUCGCCCCCAAAGCUGUCGCUCCACUAGUUACAGUUCCAAUACUGAGCAGUAGCACUGCCAUUCCCCAAAACCCUCAGAACCCCAAGCUGGAGGGACAGAGUGAAGCAGACAGGACAGAGGAGAAGGAUGGACAAGAUCAAGAAAAACCCAUCCCUGGGACAACAAACCGCAUGGUUCCAAAAGUGUCCACUACCCCAAUUAACAAAUCUCCAACUGUGGCAACUCAGAAACACAAUGGCAUUAAUUAUUGGUCGCAAAAGGGUCAAAUUAAGAUCAAUACUUUGUCCAGGGAACAGCUGGGCCUGAGCUCCCCACGCCCUAUUAUCACUGCAACUCCAUCCAUGACUGUUACUUCCCCACCAUCCAGUCAAAACCAAAAAGAAGCCAAUUACCUUCAGCAGCACUCCACCCCGAGAAGACCACGAACACACUUGAACUGUCUGCAGCUGUCCAUCCUCCAGUCUUGCUAUGAGACCUGUGCCCAUCCUAAUGCAUUAGAGUGUGAAGCAGUUGGGACAGAGCUUGGUCUUCCACUUAAAGUGGUGCAGAUCUGGUUCCAAAAUACACGUGCCAAGGAGAAGCGUUGGAGGCUACAGCAAGAGAAGUUGUCUCCUAAUUCCAGUGACCCUUCCAAGAAGGUGGACAUCAGCUCAGGCACUUACCUACAGUACAACGCGCUCAGAGCAAACCGUCCAAUUUUGCCCAAACCUGUACAACUGACAGUUCUGGAAAGUUCUCAGUCAUCUGUCGGGGGUCAACAAGCAGCUCGUGAAACACUAAGAGGGAAAUGCGAAGUGUGUAACGUAGAAUUCGAGUCCAGAGCCGCUGCACGAGACCACGUUUUCUCUCCUCGGCAUCUUGCAACACUGAGAACCACUAACUUUGGUCAGUCUGCAACGCAAAUUAACAAUGGAUCGGCCGGUGUGAUGAGCCAGGCUUCUACAAGAUCACCAGCUGGCGGCACUAGCUAAGAAAUGAACUUAAGCUGCUUCGUUAAGUGGACCCAUUAGGCUCUCUUAUGCUUUUAAUCGGCAAAGAAAAGGUGCUCGUUUUUAAAGCUAACGCUCUUUUAAUUCUGCACCAAUCACAGUGGGCCUGAAGAACUGUCCUCUUUUGGAUGUCAGCGAGAUUUGAUUCUAAACAGAACUUCUUUCAAUGACUUGUUGCCACAUCAUUUCACUAAUAAUCAAAUGAGUUGGUUGUACUGGACAUGCAAUUGCUUAUGUUGUAACGGUCUUGUUUUAUGUCUUUCACUGCUUUGUCUCUGUUUUUAAACAUCUGUUUCUUUUAUGCUUGUUUAUUAUCCUUUCUUGCUAAUUCAAAACACUUUGGCUGUGUCUAGCAAUGGACAACCUGAAACUCAUCAAAAGUUAUUCAAUGAGUACGUACAUGGUACUGCUUUUGCUUGAGCCAGAAUGGUGUUCUGCAUCAGAGUUUUAAUUCAGAGUUCUUAUAUUUGAAUCAAAUUUUAUUUGAUUUUUAAAAUGUCAUUGGGAGGUUUUUUUUUUUUUGGUUUGUUUUUUUUUUAUUAAACAAAGUGAAUAAGAUCAUGGAUGUAUCAAAAAUGUACAAAUAGCUAAUGGGAAGUAAAUAUGGUAGGCAAGUGCUGAUACUGAAAUGUCAUAUGACAAAUGCUUAUCAUAAUUUACAGUAUCAUAAGAUAGAAUCAGAAACAUGCUUUUGGAUAUUUUAGGCUUUUAUAGAAUUCUAGUGAACAGAAUUAUGGGGUACAUGCAAUGCCGCUACAGAUUUGGCCAGAAUAAGGGCCCUUAUUAGACAGCUGUCUUUGUUGCCUUCAGUGUGAGACAGUUUAUCUUGGGGACAAAAGUGCUGCCUGAGCAGGUAUCCUUCUUUCAAAUGAAAGGCAAUGGGUGAUAUAUUAAACGUCCAUAAUAAUAUUGCGAUAUAUUGUAAAAAUUAAUUAUUGGCACAUACAAAUAAGAGUAUAUUUCGUGUUUGUUUUUUUGUUUUUUUUUUUAACUGAGGGACUUGGCGAGUGUGCCGAAUCCUGACACUCUAGGAGGCUGUUAAUGAAAUGACAGCCCCUCUGCUUGCCAUCAUGACAAUCAUACAUUUUCAAACUCCACUGGCUAAAUCUACACAUGUCAAAUGGUUGUCAUGCAGCACUUUUUCUUCAUUUAAAGGUCUGAAAUAUUUUAAGGUUUCCAUACUGCUUGGAAUAAAUGUUUGUAUUAUAGGAUUUACUGUAUGUCAGAUUUUACUGAAGUGUUGCCAGCUUUCGCUGUAUUUUAUUAACACUUGGACAGGAAAGGAUCAGACCUAGCAGCUGUGCAAAAAGCCAAAGUUAAUUCUAUAUGCUAGCGCGAUUUUAAAGGAUUUUGAUAUAAAUUUGUGAAACAACAAAAAUUAUAUGAAUUGUAUUUCUCCACUUUAUUACUAUUUUUUCCCUCUUCAGUUUGUCAUAACCCUAAUGAAUUACAAAUAAUCACUGCUUGCACCAGGUUUUUAUGGGAGAGAAGUCAUUUUAUACCCUUUUCCUCAUUGUGUUUUAUGUGGAUGCAAACUGAGUACUGCUGGGUUGGAACUUUUUUCCAAUGUGUGUCCAGCAUGACCACGAGGUACUUUCUGUGGUUUUUGACAAGUUUGUCUAUUUGUUCAUACAGAUACUACUCAGUGUGAUGUGUAAGUUUGAAGGAAAUGAAAUACUAAAGAGAACUGUCAUUUCAUUUUUUUUUUUUAAGUUGUAUAUUGUUAUUAAUGUUACUAUUAAUAGUUUAACAAGAUGCAAAACUGAAAGGUAACUUUUUAAAAGGAACUCUAUUAUGAAAAUGGUAUUCCAAAGUUAAUCAUCUUUCUCUUGCUUUCUGUCAAAAAAAAAACAAAAAAACAAAAAAAAAUAACAAACAAAAACAAAAAACCAAAAAGCAUUUUCAGAGAGAGAGUGAGUUUUGUAAUGGAUUUCUCAGACCUUGACACUUUGAGCAAGUCCAGGAAGGUCUUUGAUACAUUAAUGCUGAAAGUGUGUGUGUUUCAGCCAAAACAAUGUGGAGCACUUGGAUGUGUGAUGAUUCAGAAGCGUGUGGCGUUUUCUAACACACCUCCGUUAUUUUUUAAACACUCUGUGUUAAGCUGUAGCUCGUGUUCACUGAGCAUGAACUGAACGCAGUGCUAAACAAUGGGAUCACACAGUGUUGCACUGUUCGAAGUUGAGAGGAGGUGCCGAGACCUGCUUUUUGACUGAUUUUAAAUUUUUUUUUUUCCAUUAACACUUUAUCACUUGUUAUAACUACUACCUGCUAAUUUUUUUCAUUACUAUUAUCACAGUUUGAUUAUUAUUAAUUCAUUACGGUUUUAAUAGCAUCUUUAUCUUCAUUGAGAUGGUCUUGGUAAACUGCGAACUGAUGGUGAAAGUGUUGUUAAGAAAUAUUAGAAUAUUGUUUAAGCUUGUUUUUCCCCCUAUACUUGUACGUUCAUUUUGUGUUGAAUCUCCUUUUUCUUAUACAGAAAAAUAAACUGAACUUCACUUA
Molecule: messenger RNA, 7291 nt
Organism: Tachysurus vachellii
Lineage: Eukaryota; Metazoa; Chordata; Actinopteri; Siluriformes; Bagridae
Gene: zfhx2
Product: zinc finger homeobox 2
Exons: 5
Coding region: 179-4774 (1531 amino acids)
Biological process (GO): regulation of neuron differentiation; regulation of transcription by RNA polymerase II; brain development
Cellular component (GO): nucleus
Molecular function (GO): DNA-binding transcription factor activity, RNA polymerase II-specific; RNA polymerase II cis-regulatory region sequence-specific DNA binding
Source: RefSeq, a predicted model, not a curated record